Molecule: messenger RNA, 1523 nt
Organism: Hemiscyllium ocellatum (epaulette shark)
Lineage: Eukaryota; Metazoa; Chordata; Chondrichthyes; Orectolobiformes; Hemiscylliidae
Gene: cyp39a1
Product: 24-hydroxycholesterol 7-alpha-hydroxylase
Exons: 12
Coding region: 18-1388 (456 amino acids)
Biological process (GO): cholesterol homeostasis; bile acid biosynthetic process
Molecular function (GO): iron ion binding; oxidoreductase activity, acting on paired donors, with incorporation or reduction of molecular oxygen; steroid hydroxylase activity
Source: RefSeq, a predicted model, not a curated record
UUGUGUUCUUGCUUCCCAUGCUGCUGGCUCUACUGCACUGGCUGUUGAAGCAGAGGGUGACAGGCAAGCAAUCGGCUCCUCCGUGCAUUAGCGGCUGGAUACCCUGGAUCAGGGCUUCUAUCCGCUUCGGAAAAGCUCCACUUGAAUUUAGCGAACAAGCCAGAGCACAGUACGGAGCAGUUUUUACUGUGGUAGCUGCUGGGAAGAGACUCACUUUUAUUACAGAGGAGGAAGAUUUUGAGAUAUUCUUUAAAUCUAAAGAUGUUGACUUCCAAGAGGCAGUACAAGAAGCUGUAUGGCGUACCGCUUCAAUUAGCAGAAAGAAUUUUUAUAAGACCCAUACACCAGUUCAUGACAUGUUGAAAGCGAGACUGGCUCCACCCAGAUUGCAUUUGUUCUCUGCUAAUCUCUAUAACGAAUUUUGUGAACGUCUUCUGUACCUUGGAGCCAAAGGCAUCGAUAAUUUGUAUGACCUUAUCUGGCACAGUAUGUAUCCUGCAGUGGUAAACAACCUGUUUGGAAGGGACAUCUGUCCCACUAAUAGAUGUACAUUUCGGGAGAUGGAGAAGCACUUCCAGAAGUUUGAUAGAGAUUUUGAAUUUGGUUCCCAGUUGCCAGAAUUUCUACUGAGAGACUGGUCUAAAUCAAAGCACUGGCUUCUGUCUCUAUUUGGAAGUAUUGUCUCCAAUGCUGCAAAGUUGAAACCUGCAGAUGACCACUCCAAGACAUUGUUUCAGCAUCUUUUAGACACUUUGAAUGGGAACUCUACUGCUAAUUACAGUUUAUUGUUACUCUGGGCUUCCCAAGCAAAUGUACUUCCUAUCACGUUCUGGACUCUUGCAUUUAUUAUUUCGAAUCCAUUUGUUUAUCGGACUGUUAUGAAGGAACUAUGUUCUGUCAUGGAUGACAAAAGUAAUAAAAAGAUCAGAUUGAAGGAAAGUGAUCUACAGAAGCUUCCAUUCUUAAAAUGUUGCAUUUUAGAGGCAAUUCGUUUGCGAGCUCCAGGGGUUAUAUGUAGAAAAGUGAUGCAACCUUUAAAAAUUAAAAAUUACAUUGUUCCUUCGGGAGACAUGCUCAUGUUGUCCAUUUACUGGGCACACCGGAAUCCCAAAAGAUUUCCUGAUCCUGAAAAAUUUAUUCCUGAACGAUGGAAGAAGGCAGAUAUAGAAAAACAUGUCUUCUUAGAUGGUUUCCUAGCUUUUGGAGGAGGCAGGUAUCAGUGUCCAGGAAGAUGGUUUGCACUGCUAGAAAUUCAAAUGUUUGCAGCUCUUAUACUUCACAAGUAUGAGUUUACUUUAUUGGAUCCUGUCCCAAAAGAGAGUCCACUUCAUUUAGUAGGAACUCAACAGCCAGCAGCUCCUUGCAGAGUUGAAUAUAAAUUUCGAUGACCAAUACUUGCUGCAAACACAGUUGUGCUCAGCGUAAUCAGUGUACUCAAAAGUAGAUUUGAUAAUAAUUAAAAAUAAACUUUCUCUUUGUUUAAUGUAAAAUAAUCAUGUACCUGUAUUGUAUUUUGUAGGAUU